This is a messenger RNA of Rhopalosiphum padi (bird cherry-oat aphid), 5288 nucleotides long. It is a transcript of the gene unc-5, whose product is annotated as netrin receptor UNC5C. Lineage: Eukaryota; Metazoa; Arthropoda; Insecta; Hemiptera; Aphididae. Gene Ontology annotation, cellular component: membrane. Gene Ontology annotation, molecular function: protein binding; netrin receptor activity. Bases 459 to 3503 code for a protein of 1014 amino acids. The transcript is spliced from 17 exons. Gene Ontology annotation, biological process: motor neuron axon guidance; netrin-activated signaling pathway. The record is from RefSeq and is a predicted model, not a curated record.
GUCGGCGGCCCCGCUUGAACAGUUUCGUUCGUGUGUUUCGUGUUGUCGGACGCCCGUCGUCGUUGUUGUCCGUUUUGUUUCGUUUAUCGUCGUCGCGUCAGUCGUCGUAGUUUUUUUUACCGUCACGCAAACGAUUUUAAUUUUUCGAUCGAACGGUGAAUGUGUUUUUUGAUUGUGCCAUCAUAAAUAAAAGCCGAAUACCGAUAAAGUGCUGGAAAUAUAAUAUUGACAUUCAAUAAUAUCGUGUCUUUCUCCGUACUCGCAACUUUUGGAUUAUAUCUCGCUAGUGGAGAAAUCACCGAAACGUGGAAUAUUCACCAAAAAAGGAUCCGAGUGAGCACUGCACGCGCGUUUUAUUCAUGCGUGUGACCUAGUAGUGGAAGGGACUCCUCUUGCGUAUGAUGUAAAAAACCAAGUGGACCGGACACGAAGAGUAUAUACACCCGUUCGGGAGAACCAUGUGUGGUCAGGGUAGAAACCGGCCUGGACCUGUGGCCAUGUUUACGUUACUGCUUGUACUCGUCAACGUCCAAGCAGGUUUCGGGUCUUCGUCGGAAACCGGUGGCGGAGGUGGAGAAGUCGACGAGGGGUCGUACUUGCCGGGUGGUGACACUCUCAUGCACCCGGUGACGGCGUCCAGUUUGGACGCUCCCGUCCAACUUCCGAUAUUCCUCGAAGAACCGAUGGAUGCGUACGUGAUCAAAGGUAAACCAGCCUCGCUUACUUGCAGGGCGGCUCAUGCGUUGACCGUACACUUCCGAUGCAAUGGCGACCGGAUUGAAGAUACUAUGGGUCCUGUAGUAACCGACUUCGUGGACCCGCAGACCGGCGUCCGGAACGUGGAGGCUAUUGUAAACAUCACCAGGAACCACGUAGAAGAGUAUUUCGGAAAGCACAACUAUCAGUGUCAAUGCGUGGCUUGGACUUCGCGCGGAGAGAUCAUUAGCAGACCAGCCAACGUGGUCGUAGCUUACCUGAAAAAACCGUUCACGUCAGUUCCGUAUUCAGUGAGUGUGGAAACGGACCGAAACGUUGAGCUUCGAUGCUUGCCGCCGGAUGGUGUUCCACCACCCCGGGUGUAUUGGUUGCGGAACAACGUGCCGAUCGAGCCAGACAAUAACAUGAUCGUGUCCAGCGAAGGAAACCUGUUGAUCGGCCAGGCUCGACUACAGGACACGGCCAACUACACGUGCGUGGCCGAGAACGUGGCGGCCAAGAGGCUCAGUGACCCGGCGUUACUCACAGUCUAUGUGAACGGAGGCUGGUCGCCGUGGUCACAGUGGUCCGAAUGCAGUUCCCGGUGCGGCAAAGGGCAGCAGAAAAGGACCAGAGUGUGCAACAACCCGGUGCCGCUCAACGGGGGCAAACCCUGCCCAGGGUCGGCGGUGCAUAAGGCCGAGUGCACUUCGAUCUGUCCGGACGGCGAAUACAGUGACACCGUAGCCGAAGAAGCCGUCGACGGUCAUUGGUCGGCGUGGUCGUCGUGGUCGCCGUGUGGUCCGGACUGUCGUCAUCAUCGAACCAGAACUUGUACCUCCCCGAGCCCUUCGAAUGGAGGAAGAUACUGUGUAGGUCGAGACUCGUCAACUGGAAACUGUUCAGGAGGAUCUUGUAUCGGUGGCAGAGAUGACCCUGUGAAUUAUGAUGAUGAACAAUUCACCGAGGAAGCGGCUACUAAAUCGGCGGUGGAGACAGAUGUGGCACUGUACGUGGCACUCAUAGCCGCCUCCGUACUGCUUGCUGGCAUGGUACUGUUGUUCCGACUGUACAAGAACAAAGGCCGGGAUCACAGCAUGUACAACAUGGCCAACUCGGAUUUUCAACCGGAAUUCUUCCCGGAUCAAGAGAAAAAGACUUACUCUCUGGAAUGCCAUUCACGGAACGGUGGCUGCAACCAUUUCCAGCAAACGCAACCAGAUCUAACCAGAACCGUAGUAGUGGUACCGUCGUGCUACGAGUACCCGUUUACCAAUGACCAAAAUGCGUACAGCUUGACUAGGUCUUGCUCGGAACACCAUUAUGACGUGCCUCAUCACAAUGCAGGUGGCGGUGGCAGUUCAACGGUUACUACGGCCAUCAUGGCACCGCCGGUUCCGUCUGUGGCCCCAGACAGUCCGAACGCGCUCUCGUCUAGUCCCGAAUCUAGUCACAGCUUGACCAGCUAUACUUGUUCGAGCAAGUCCCAGUCAGACUCAAGUGGCAUGGCGUGCCAUUGCAAAGACUACUUGUGGAUGAAAGAGACUGCUGUGACGUCGACAGGUUGUCGUUUAGAGUGCAAAGAAUACGGGUUGUCGCUGACUAUUCCCGAAGGAGCCGUCGCUAAGUCUCAAAAGGAACCCGUACUGUUUGCCUUAUUACAGGACGAGUACAAGCCGAUACUCUCCGACGGGCAAACGCAGUUAAGUCCGGCGGUGAUGUGUGGCCCUAACGGAAAGAGCUUCAAGAAACCAGUAAUCGUCGGAAUGCGACACUGUGCAAGUCUGAUGCAAGGGCCCUGGGUGAUUUCGGUGCUGAGUUGUGACAUGCCCUUGGGCACGAAACCUAAAUGGAAGAAAAUUCUGACGUUGGGAGAGGAAACGAUCAAUACAUCAGUGUUUGUGCAAAUGGAUGCAGAACACGUGUAUCUGAUGAGCGAAACGCUGUCAAAGUUUGUGUUGGUUGGCGAACCGGACGUGACGGUAGUUAGCAGUCCGCCCGCCAAGACGCUUAAAGUGGCCCUGUUUGGAUCGCUGAAUCGAAAGUUUAAGUACGACAUCCGGGUUCACGUGGUCGACGAUAACGGCGUGGCUUUAGAGCGGCUGAAACACCAUGAACGCAGUGUCAGUGGAGGCGUUAUGUUAGACAAAUCCAAGUCUAUAUGCUUUCAAGAGGGUGGCGGCAACCUAGUGGUUACCGUAGACGACAUUGGCGCCAAUUGGAGGAGUAAACCCCAAGACAAUUAUAAGGAGAUCCCUUUCCAGACCCUGUGGAACUCAGGCGGCCUUGCGGUGUUCUCACUAGAGCCGUACGAACAACAGUACCCGGACUCGUGGGUGAACGUUUCAUGUAGAGUGUGCGUAUCGCAAACUGCAGCCACUGGGUCGCUGCGUAACGUUAAGCACACAUUCAAGGUGAACCAGGACCCGAACAGCCUGUCAUCCGUCGGCCAUCAGCCUAGACAGCCGAGGACAGUGACCAGCACUACAGGCAGUGGAUCUAGCGUCACGUCGUGCGAUCCAACGCCAUUUCGAUUCAGUAAAGUCUUACGUAAGCAACUCUGUCAAUGUUUAGAUCCACCAAAUUCUAGGAGCAACGACUGGAGGAUGUUGGCCCAACGGCUCUCCAUGGACAGGUACAUUAACUAUUUCGCGGUCAAGCCCAGUCCCACCGACCAGAUAUUGGACCUGUGGGAGGCCCGACACAGGGAGCCCACGUCCGUCACGGACCUGUUGAACGUGCUGAGACUGAUGGGACGCACGGACGCCGCCUCGCUGCUGGAACGCGAACUAGGCCCGUGGCUGUGAGCAGCACCGGGAGCGGCAGCGGGCUACGCUCGUCCCCGGCCGCCGACACCGACGCCACCACCACCGCCACCAUUAGCAGUUCCUACGACGCAUAUUUUUUUAUAAGUCUCCACGCCAUGCGAUUUAGUUUCUUUAUUUUAUGUUAUUAUAAAAGUUUUUUUUCUUCAAAAUUUUAUGUGUACAUUUUCUUGUUUUUGUUUGUUCAUUAUAUUUUUUAGAUAAAAAAAAAAAUUGAAAAAAAAAUGCUAAAAAUUAUUGAUGAAUAACAUUAUCACCGACAAUCAAAAAGUUAUUAAUAUAUAUAUAUUAUAUUUAUGAACAAUAUGUGUGUAUGUAUAUUAUUAUAUUAUUGAAGCGCGCGUUUUAUCGUUAUAUUAUAUUAUAUUAUUUUCUUCUCUCUUCGGUUCGUUUAUGGAUAGAUAAUAUCUUACCAAUACAUGAUAUACAUAUAUUACAGUAUAACAAAAAAUGUUAUUGACUCGUAGGUAUUUAUUGUCAAAACACGCGUUAGAUUUUAACAUUAAUAAUAUAAUAUGUGUAUUUUUUUUUAUAUUUUCCAUACUAGGUAUACCUAGUACCUACCUAAUAUUAUUUUGAAAAAAAUUUGAGUCCCGGAUAAAAGACUAUAUUUUAGUGAUAGAUUAUCUGUGAUAAAACAUUAAUUGACGAAUGAACGAAAAAAAAUUAAGCGGAACUCCAUAAUAAUAAUAAUAAUACGAUGAUUAUGAUGAAAUCAUACAUAUAUUUCUGGAAAAAACAAUAAAUUCUCAUAUCCGUUUAUAUGAUAAAUACAUAUUAUAUAAUAUUAAUUAUUAACGCCGUUAAAAAAUAAUAUAAUCGCUCCAUUGAUUUAUUUUCUUUCCUAUCGCUAUAUCGUAAUACGCGUUUUUGCAGCGCACUUAAACCGUACCAUAAUAAUACACUUAAAACUAUAUACAUAAACAUAUUCAAUAUUGUGUAAAUUAACUGAUUUGAUAUUAUAUAAAUAUGUAAAACAAAAAAUGUGUAAAACUAAAUCUAAUAUGUAUAAUACAUUAAUACUUUAAACAUCUAUAGUACCUAUAGACUAUAUACGUUAUACAUUAUAUAUAUUAUUAUGUACACGCGCGGUUACUUGUAUUUACGACGUGUACACAGAAUAUAUAUAUCUAUACACGUAUAUUAUAAUAUUACACAUACGAAACAAAGACUAUUAUAUUAUAUAUAUUUAUAUACAUUAUGAAUGUAUAUUUAUUAAAAAUAAUAUUUUCGCGUAUUCGCGUUGUAUUUUUGUGUUUAUAUAAUUUAAUUUGUAAAUAAUUGUACCGAUUAUGUAUAUUUAAUCAGCUAUAUAUUAUUAUUAUUAUUAUUAUUAUUGUAUAUUGUUGACGACUCACUAGUUUUCAUUUUAUUACUGCCUAUUAUUAUUAUUUAUUUAUUCUAUUAUUAUUAUUAUUAUUAUUACUAUUAUUAUUAUUAUGAUUUAUGAUUAUAAUAUUAUGAUUGUGCAACGUCGUGACCAACGGCGGUCGUCAAACGAUAAAUUAGGUACAUCUAUUAUACUUAUACCUAUACAUUAUAUGUAAUUAUUUAUAUAUAUGCGUGUGUGUGUAGGUAUACCUAUGAAAAUAAUAAUAUUUUAUUUUAAUGAAAACGUGUAAAAAAGAAAAAAUGUAGUGUUAACGUGCUGAGCCAAUGAUUUAGUUGAUUUUUUUAUAUAUAUAUAUAUGUGUAUAUAUAGUCCAUUGGACUUUUAACGAGAAAUAAAUAAACUGAAUAUAAAAUGUUUGUUAUAGUGGACAAUAA